AUGAUAUUCAAAUCAAAGAACAGGACGAAAAGGAAUCCUCCACUUGUUAAAGGUCAUGUUUUAGUUGGUAAUCUUUUCCAAAUGGACUAUGAAAGUAUGCAUCGUACAAUAGACAAAUGGAGCAAGAUUUAUGGAGAUGUCUUGGAGAUAAAUAUCCUUGGACAAAAGUUAGUAAGCCUCAAUACUUCCGAUGCAAUUCGAAAUGCAUUUUUGCAUGAACCUGCUGGUACUGCAACUUCUGCGAGACCUCCAACCUUUUUCGGAAAGUAUGCCUUGGAUAAUUUUUCUGACACAGCUUUCGCUUCUCCAAGUAAAGACUGGACAAAUCGUAGAAAACUAGUUUACAAACUGAUGCAUACAUAUGGUGAGGGCAUUGCUAAUAUGGAAAACCAGAUCAAAAAUAGCUUAGAAGAUAUGAAAUUGGAACUAACCGAAGAAGCUGGGAAUUCUGUGGACCCGGCUAUUAUCAUUGAAGAAUUCAUAAUGGGUACAGUGGAACAGUUGAUCGUAGGUCGAAGUUUUGGAAGCGGUAGUAAACUGAAAAAAAUCCUACGAGAAAUGGACUACAAUUUUAAUAUGCUCAGUAAUUUAGGCAUGGAUUUUUUGUUUGGAUUGUUUCCAUUCCUUCGAUUUUUUCCGUUGAAGCAUUCAAAAAUGUUAAAAGAAUUCGAAGAUCAGAAGAACGAGAUGAUGAAUUUACUUGCAAAGAUAGCGGAAGACAAUCCAGAACAUAAGGGUGUGUAUCAGAACAUGAUGGAGGAAGUAACAAAGACAGAUAAAGAAGGAAGGCCACGACUGAAAGUAGUGAAUGUAAAAGCAACUAUGUUGAAUGUAGUUUCAGCAGGGUAUAAUACAACAAGAGGCACACUUCUUUCACUUGUUCACAUCCUUGCAACACGACCGGAACUUCAAAAGUUACUACAGACAGAAGUUGACAAUGUCAUAGGAUCUGACAGAAAACCAACUCUUCGUGACAGAGAAAAUUGUCCGUUAAUCGAAUCUGUUCUAUUAGAAACAUUGCGAUAUAUAUCACACGUCCCAUUAUCAGUAUUUCAUUUUACUGCAGAUGAUUGUGAAAUAAAUGGUUACAAUAUACAGAAAGGAACAACUAUAAUCCCAAACCUUUGGACUGCUCAUCGUUAUAAUAAAGAUUUUGAACAUCCAUAUAUGUUUGUUCCUGAUCGAUUUCUAGACAAAUCUGGUAACUUGGUUCCAGCAACAGAACCGAUCCGGAAAAGUUUGAUGCCGUUUGGUGUGGGAAAAAGAUCCUGUAUUGGUGAGGUAUUUGCCAGAUCAAGAAUGUUCCUCUUUCUUGCAACCUUGUUGCAAACGGCUUCAAUCGAAAAACCAGAUAAUGAAAUUAUUGCUGAGUUUGGGUUAGAUGACCUGAAUCCCGGUCUGGUGAUGCAACCGAAGCCCUUUAAGAUAAAAUUCGUUAUGCGACAGUGA
Molecule: messenger RNA, 1449 nt
Organism: Mytilus trossulus (common blue mussel)
Lineage: Eukaryota; Metazoa; Mollusca; Bivalvia; Mytilida; Mytilidae
Product: steroid 17-alpha-hydroxylase/17,20 lyase-like
Exons: 6
Coding region: 1-1449 (482 amino acids)
Biological process (GO): xenobiotic metabolic process
Cellular component (GO): cytoplasm; intracellular membrane-bounded organelle
Molecular function (GO): oxidoreductase activity, acting on paired donors, with incorporation or reduction of molecular oxygen, reduced flavin or flavoprotein as one donor, and incorporation of one atom of oxygen; heme binding; iron ion binding
Source: RefSeq, a predicted model, not a curated record